This is a messenger RNA of Sardina pilchardus (European sardine), 3241 nucleotides long. RefSeq lists its product as uncharacterized. The coding region runs from base 1 to 2769 and encodes 922 amino acids. The transcript has 6 exons. NCBI's taxonomy places the organism in Eukaryota, Metazoa, Chordata, Actinopteri, Clupeiformes, Clupeidae. The record is from RefSeq and is a predicted model, not a curated record. Gene Ontology annotation, molecular function: GTP binding. Gene Ontology annotation, biological process: regulation of apoptotic process.
AUGGAACACCUCAGCAAGAGAGUCUGGAAUCACACUAUCCUGCUGUUCACCUAUGGAGAGUAUCUGGGAGACACAACUAUUGAGCAAUACAUUGAGAGUGAAGGUGAGAACCUCCAGUGGCUUGUUGAGAUGUGCAAGAACAGAUAUCUUGUCAUUGAUCAUGAAAACAUUGUUAAUGGUACACCGGGGGCAAUGUUGGUUGAGAAAAUAGAGGCCAUGUUGGCUGCAAACAAUGGCUGCCAUUUUGAAAUGGAUGAAGAGAGACUAGAGGAGAUUGAAGUGAGGAGAAAACAACAGGAUGAGAAAGCAAACAUAAAAAUGAUGGUGCGGGAAAAGAGAGACACGCUGAGAUCCCAAAUGGGAAACACACACUCACCAGAGCUAAGGAUUGUACUUUUGGGCUCUAAGUACGCUGGGAAGAGUUCAUCAGGAAACAGCAUCCUUGGCCAGCAGGAGUUUGGCACCACAGGGCCUACAGCGAUGUAUAUGAAGAGACGGGGAUGGGCAGCAGUAAGGGUGGUCACCGUGGUCGACACUCCAGGCUGGUGGGCUGACCAUUCCCUGGACCAGUCUGAUGAAGUGACAACACACCAGAUUGUCUUGAGUCUGUCUCUCUGUCCCCCAGGCCCACAUGCCAUUUUGCUGGCCGUACGCUUGACCACAGCUUUCACAGAGGCACGGAGAUCAUCAGUCCAGCAGCACCUAGAGCAGAUCGAUCCUCUGAUAUGGGGUCACAGCAUAGUUCUCUUCACAUGUGGAGACUUCCUCGGAGACGCCACUAUUGAACAGUACAUCGAGAGUGAAGGGGAACCCUUGCAGUGGCUAGUUGAGAAGUGUGGAAACAGAUACCAUGUUUUCAACAAUGACGACAAAGGUGACCGUGCCCAGGUGAUCAAGCUUCUUGAGAAGGUGGAAGAGAUGUUGGCAGGACACAGCCGUAGUUAUUAUCAAAUACAAGACAGAUUAUGUGAUGAAAUGCUGAGGAGGAGGAGAGAGGAGGAGAAUAAGUUAAGAGAAAGGGUGAUUGAAGAACAAAAGCACAAAGACAUGCUUGGGAUGCAUGCAGAAGAUAGUCAUCUCUGGGAACUUCCAGCGAUGGCAAAAAAGGUGAAAAAAAAAGCCCUGGGUCCUAUAAGAUUUUUUAGCAAAAAAAUGAAAGGUCAGAGGAGAGCAGACAGAAAUGACACUGGAAGUAGACAGGUGCUCCACAGUGCACCGGAGGACUCGACAGUGAAAUUGUUUUCACAUUCAGAGAUAAAUCGUUGGGACCCAUUAGACGUGAUCUCACUGAGCAGCAGUUCUGGAUAUGGUGGUUCCAUUGAAUCUUCGAGAAGAUCAUCUAUCGAGAACAUCAGUAUUUGUCGGAGAAGUAGUUUCAGUGCAUCUAUUGAUACUGAUUUGAGAUCUAUAGAGGGAAGCAUGGAGGAUGUGAGUCUCGUGGAUGAAGAGCAAGCCAUCAGUGAUGAUAAGGAUGAUCAGAUUGAGAAUGUGAAAGGGAAUGGCUCUGAGGAUGUGGAUGAGUAUGAGGAUUCAUUGGCCUACUGUGCUAAUGCAGAAACAUACACUAUAUUACCAAACUCCUCUCACUGGGUACUGAUGGAGCCCUCGGUCUCCACGGAGACCGGAUUCCCAGUGUAUAAACACAGCACGCCCUCAGGCAGUUUUGAGUGUGUGGUGUCUGGCUUGCGCUGGGUAUGUGGCAGAGAAGUCACUGUACAAUAUCACUUCACUGACCCUGGUGUCUACAGAGCAGAACUCGCCAUGCUGCAGUAUGUACCCAUUGGUCCAUUGAUGGACAUCAAAGUGCUCUCAGGUGAGCUGUUUGAGGCUCACCUUCCCCAUUUUGCCUGUCUGGACGGGUCAGACUCCUCUCUUAGAGAGGCUGUGAGAGUUCUGCGUGGGGUGGACAGCAGCGUCUCCCUAGAGACCUGUGAGCUGACCCGCUUCCACGCCAAACUCCUCAAGCCCUCCUUCUCACUGAUUGAAGUUCUGGUGAAAAUGGGCGUCCCAAUGAAAACCCAUCUCGAUGUGUUAAUCUAUCGCACCAGAGUGACUCCCUUGACUCUCCUCACAUAUGUUGUCCCACGAGAUGCCUCCAUGAUUCAGGCUGUAGAGGAGGAGAUAUUAGAGAUCCAAGAUGCCAAGAGGAUCAAGAAACAUCGUCCACACAGGUCUAUUUGGAUGAACUCUAAAUUCAGCCUCACCUCGUCCUGUCCUGCUGACGUUUCCCCAUCGAAGAUCACUCUUACAUACAUCCGGCCCCCUGACUUGUUUGAGGUGUUCAUGGAGAAUGUAGAAGACUGUUUUGAGUUAGAGGUCAUCAGUCAAGGGCAGUCCAUUUGGAAAGUGACAAUGCGAAGCGUUGAGUUUGGUGAGACUCGAGGAGUGUCCGGUAAUUCUGGAGAAGUGAUGCACAAGGAGAAAAAGUCUGACAGAGACAGAAAUAACAGAGGAGAAGGGAACAUUUCUUCCAUGUCGAACAAAGAUCGACUGUUUAUGUUUCGGCCUGACCUCAUCAAAAGGAUGUCAGGAGGUCUUCUCAGAGAUGUGUUGGACAGGCUCCAGGCCCAGCCCUGUGUGGUCAGCAGGAGGGAGGCUGAGGAAGUCUUGCAGAGGACCAGUGUGCUGCAGGACCAGGUGACCUUCCUCGUUGACGUGGUGCUUAAAAAAGGGGACGGAGCAUCUGGCAUCCUACUGUCUCUGCUUGAAGAGCUGGACAACUACCUUUACCGAGACCUUGGCCUAUGUGAAGAAGCAACCUAUUUGUAGUGUAUAUACCGUCUAUAGGUGUGAUGCAUUUAUGAUGACAAAGUAAGGGGGAAAAAGCUGAGGGGACAUUUCAACAUCAUGUCAGUCAGAGAGAACCAAGCUGACCUUUAGCAAAGUUAAUCUGUGGGAUCACAUGUUACUUUGAUAAUUACAUGUUAAUAUGGCAUGCAUGUUAUUCAAUGCAUGGGAUCUAUAUCAAUCAUUUCCACUGAUUACUAUUGUGUAGUAGGAUGUUUUGGACACAAGAACAUAUCCAUGCAUAUCCAUUUAAUUAUCUACAUAUCCAUUAGUGUAAAGCCACUUACUGUUCCUCAAACUGUUGCUUAUAGGCGAGGUACUCCGGCAGACGCAUCACUGAAUGUGGUAAAAAUAUAACAUGACCGUGCCCUCCUGGCAGUGUUUUGGUAUCGCUCACACACUUUUGAGUGAAUGAGUGAGGGGACUGCUGUGUUUUUUCUGUAACUGACUGUAG